AUGGAUGGCCUCACAGUGAGAUGGAAAUACAACUCGUCACACGACCCUUUGGUGGCCGAUUUCCAGAUUGGGCAAGAAGGACACAAUAUUGUCCCACAUACAAUAGUCAAACUUAACGCCAGUUCUAUUGCGUUUGAGUCUGAGCAUGUUACAGGCCUUCUGGGUCCAUCUGCAUUCGUGAGGAUAUGGAACGCCGACUGGAUAGACACCAUGAGUGUUAAAGAACUCGCCAAAGUCAGUGGUUUUACCCUUACCACCGCGACUACCCUUGUGUCUAUGACAUCGUCGAUACCUCUUACUACUAUUACCAGACCAGGAACUGUUACUGGUUCCUCAGUCUCAAAUGGCUCCCAGUCUAUCACAGAAAAAUCCAAGACAACGGGAACGUUGACAGCGAUUCCCGAUCCUAUGCUGGAGGAAAUCAGCCCAGCAUUGCCCACAAGUGCAAAGGCAGGAAUUGGAGUUAGCAUAUCCGUUGGGACGAUCAUGAUUAUCGCAGCCGCUGCCUUCCUUUUUGUGCGGAAUCGCAGGAAGCAGGCCACUAGGGAAGAUGUUCAAGCUGAGCUACCGGUUACACCCGCUCCGAAGAAAGUAGCAGUCAUGUCUGAACCCGCAGAGCUCCAGUCAGCAUCGACAACAAAGCAUGAAUCUUACGAACUGCCUGCAUAA
Aspergillus pseudotamarii is the source of this 669-nucleotide messenger RNA. RefSeq lists its product as uncharacterized. NCBI's taxonomy places the organism in Eukaryota, Fungi, Ascomycota, Eurotiomycetes, Eurotiales, Aspergillaceae. The transcript has a single exon. The coding region runs from base 1 to 669 and encodes 222 amino acids. The record is from RefSeq and is a predicted model, not a curated record.